This is a messenger RNA of Contarinia nasturtii (swede midge), 1515 nucleotides long. RefSeq lists its product as uncharacterized. The record is from RefSeq and is a predicted model, not a curated record. The transcript has 5 exons. NCBI's taxonomy places the organism in Eukaryota, Metazoa, Arthropoda, Insecta, Diptera, Cecidomyiidae. Bases 854 to 1462 code for a protein of 202 amino acids.
GCAUGAGAUUAAAUCUCGAAUAAACAUUUGCAUAGUAGUAACGAUAUCGCUCUUCGUUGAAUCCUCUUGUGAUGUUGUAAAUCUACAUACUUUCUCUGGAUAAUGCCAUAAAGAAGGAAUAUUCAAUGAAAAAUGGCAAAAAAUGGAUUCAUUGGCAACGUAACAAACAAGUCGCUCAAUGAAAAAUGUCAUUUAUUGUCACUUGAUAACCUUUCGGAUAUCACUCAAUCAAUUUUGAUGCUUAUAUGCUUUUAGCCAAGACACGGCAUUCAGAAAAGACGUUGACAACAGCGCUGUACAGCGAUUGUCAGACGAACUAUCAAACUCAUUGCUGCUAGUACAAAUUUGUGCCAUUUUAAAAUGCCAUGAACUUGGCUACUUUGCCCAAGCUGACUGUUUUUUUUAUUUUGAAUUCUUUGUUCUACUCUUUCUCAAACUUUUUGAAUUCAUGGAACCAUUGUUGAGAUUAUAGUCUUUUUGUCGAAUUUUUUAAUAUUUAAGAAUUGAAAAUAGCUUUUUAACAUUUGCGAUAAAUAGUGAAUAUGUGAAAAAAUUCUUAAAUAUUUUUUUUACAAAGUCUAGAUAUAAAUGACUCAGGUCGAUAAAUCUGAAUGAAACAGGGUGUUCUUUCGAUCGUGGUUAAUAAAUUUGACCGUUUCCCUUUGAUUUUAUUGAAUUCGUGAUGAGAAUUUGAAUUUUGCGGUUAUCAUUAGGCAUCCAUGAUGGUCGCUGAUAUGACAGAUCGAUCUGUCAGCGGUCCUUGUUUGGUUCGUUUACAUCUAAAGCGGUGGUAUUUUUAUGUUUCUUUCCAUUUUUCGGUUUGUUUUUUUUUCUGGUGUGAUUCAAAACAAAAAUGUCAGAUCGUUUUGCUAUUCUAAAAAUUCGUGAUUCCAAUGGAAACGAUCGUUUAUCGUCCGUUAGAUUAAGUCCCGAUGAAGAUGUCGUGAGUUUGUUGAGCGUUGACGGUACACAUUUGUGGGGCGAACCAAUUUUCAGCCGACCACAGAAUGCUGGUUCGAAUUUAAUGAUUAAUGCACAUUUGAAUGCCAAUCCGAAUUUGUCUGAUGCUGUAGCUGGACUUAGUGAUACUUCGAGUGCUGAUUUGGGUACCAAGACAGCCAAUGACUCAGAUCGUAUUGUGAAGCGUCGAAAACGGGGAUGCGGUAUUGAUCUAGAUCCAAAUUUAAUUGGAACUGGCCGGCCAAUUCGAAGCGGUGAACGGAAUCCGGCAGAAACGAUGAGGAAAAUUACGAAAGAAUACAAUAAGCGUAAUCUGAUGGCUGAAAUGGAAUCUUUGAAGUUAUAUCAACGUAAGAAAGAACGAGCUGCCAUACGGGCGAUUUCCCGAAAUGUAGAUGCUAGUGAUGGGGCGAGUACACCUGAAAUUAGUGAUCAUGUCGGAGUCUGUACAUCUCUCAGUCCGAAAAUAGAAAUAGAAGAAGAUAUCUGGUACAGUUACUGAAUCGGCUAGUUCGUCUUGGCGUUUAAAAAGAAAGAUCAAGGCGACAAAGUAAG